CUCGAUGUUUGGUUUCCAUAUUUAGCCUGCGGCUCAACUUGCGGCCAAGCGAGUGGUAACAAUCCAAGAUGCUUCAAGACGAUCGCAUCGUUGUCGCCCUCAUGGUCGUCUCGGCCUUCUUCGGAUGCCUUUCGUUCCUCGUCGUGUGCGGCCUACGAGUGCACAUGGUAUGUGCGAGCAAACAAGUCUUGGCCACCAACAAAACUGCAUUGCUGCAUCUGCCCCCUGCCGCCCUCUCGCCGUGGGAACUACGCCCACCUACCAGUGCCAACAGUCACGCAAUAGUUUGACAUGCGGGAUUUAAAGCCCCCUUAAUUUACCUGUCCAAGUUAUGAUGAUUAUGGUGUACCGUCUACCACGCUUGCGGCAUGCCAGGAUGACGGGUAAAAUAAUCUUGCCUUGAGUUGUUUG
Aphanomyces astaci is the source of this 411-nucleotide messenger RNA. RefSeq lists its product as hypothetical. The transcript has a single exon. Lineage: Eukaryota; Oomycota; Saprolegniomycetes; Saprolegniales; Verrucalvaceae. The record is from RefSeq and is a predicted model, not a curated record. The coding region runs from base 69 to 290 and encodes 73 amino acids.